Messenger RNA from Nicrophorus vespilloides, 2375 nucleotides. RefSeq lists its product as uncharacterized. Gene Ontology annotation, biological process: transmembrane transport. The coding region runs from base 758 to 2140 and encodes 460 amino acids. Lineage: Eukaryota; Metazoa; Arthropoda; Insecta; Coleoptera; Silphidae. The transcript is spliced from 9 exons. The record is from RefSeq and is a predicted model, not a curated record. Gene Ontology annotation, cellular component: membrane. Gene Ontology annotation, molecular function: transmembrane transporter activity.
AUCCUACUUAGUACACAUUGCGCUGCUCAAGUAAACUGCGCCAGUCGCUCGUAAUAUUUUCAAAAUAAAAAAACAAAAACAAUUGUACGUGAACGUAAUCGUGAUGUGCAAUCUCCAACUUUUCGUGUCAUAAUUGGAGCGUUACAUUCGAUGCAGCGAAAUGGAAAUAUUACAUCUGUAACGCAGUUUUGUUUGCUGUUUCCUUUUUCUUCCGGUGGUUACUAGGUAACAGCCAGUUAGAGUAUUGAUUUUGAUCUGCGUUUUAUGCAGGAAUGACGAAAUUCGAAUCUCCGCCGCCGCGCGACUCGCUCACUUGUAAUUGAUUUUUUUUUAAAUAGAAAUAGGGAAAACCUUGAAUUUGGAUGAUUACAUUUAUAUAGCCUGUACAUUUCUCUUUGUUGCUGUAGUAUGCAAAAACGUUCAUCGAUGAUGAUGUAAACAGGAAAUGCGAUAAGGUUCAAAAUGAACGCGGUGGGGUCGAACAAAAAAAAAUAGAGUAGUUUAUGUAAUACUGGAGGCGCAGAUGUGUUUUAGCCUCCGUCUUGUUUAUUGAAGGAUUUACGAAACGUUUACAAACGGCUUUCCUAAAUUAGACUUUGUUUUCUGCGCUCUGUGCACUUUGCGUUCGCCUCAUUUAUUAAUAUCCUCGCAGACUAAUGCGUUUAUGAUAAUCAUCUGAGAGUUUCGACGCCGGAAAGUCUAUGAGACGUGAAGUCAUCAGUCGUAAAUAUCAAUAAUUUAUAUACGGAAAACCAAAAUGUGUCCGACGUUGAACUUGUCCCGAUAUUGCAUCGAGGUUCCCAUUUUUAUGGUGUUUUUUGCGGCAUACAUAUCAGACUCGAUCAACACGAAUUUCGUGAUCUAUCGCACUUGCACCGUGAUAUUGGGCUACAGCGAGUCGAACUGCUCGAAAUUGGGUGAGAGGUAUUUGGAUAAUGCUACCCAUGAACUGCUUGAAGAAGUCCAGCCUGAAGCGAACACGAUUUUGAUGAGCAACUCGUUGCUCUCUUCCAUUAUCCCUUCUUUGAUCUGUCUGUUCGUAGGGCCAUGGUCCGAUACGCACGGAAGGAAAUCGUCCGUCAUUGUCACUACAGCAGGAAUGGCCGUGGCGUACUCGAUUAAACUAGCGAUAAGCUUAGUGCCGUGGACGAAUCCUUGGUUCCUGCUCUUGAGUUCCAUUCCAAUGAUAUUCACCGGAGGAUUUCCGACCUUCCUAAUGAUAUGCAUGUGUUACGCAACGGAUACCAGCACGACCGAAAGCAGAGGCAUGAGGAUGGCCAUUUUUGAAGUUUCUAUGGCUUUAGGUAUUUUCAUUGGAACGAUCACCUCUUCGUACAUUUACCACGCGACCAGCUACACAGUCGUCUUCCUGAUAAGCACGGUAUCCUAUAUGUUCGCCUUCAUUUUCACCAUCGCUUUCGUGAAAGAAACGAUCGUGAACAUAAGCGAAAUUGAGGAUUCCCCAAGUUUAUUCUCGUUGCAUCACAUAAAACACAUGAUCCAGACCACCAUAAAGGUGCGGGAUGGUUAUAAGAAACCGAUGCUGUUGCUGUGCAUAGCUUCGCUCUGCUUGUACAUCUUCGCGAUAAACGACGGAAGUCUGAUGUACAUGUACUUAAUAGAUAAAUUACAGUGGUCGAUGGAGUCGUUCACGAUAUUCUCGAGCGUGCACUCUAUCUUCUUCAUAGUCGGUUCCAUCCUAGGAGUUUAUCUAUUACACAAAAUUCUCAAGAUCGCCGAAACGUCCAUCCUCUUGGUUUCAUUCGUAUUCAUGAUGGUAUCUCAAAUCAUCAUCAGCUUUGCCACCGAUACUUGGCACAUCUACCUCGCUGCCGUUAUGAGGACUCCUGGAGGUAUGCUCAGUCCGAUGCUGAGAACCUUAAUCUCCAAAAUCGUGGGCACCGAUGAAGUCGGCAAGAUCUUUUCCUUUGCAGUUGCCCUCGAGAGCUUCACCACCAUCGUUGGAACUCCGCUUUACACUGCGAUCUACAACAGGACGUUGCAAUAUUUCCCAGGUUGCUUCUCCCUCGUCGAAGGUGGCGUCUUCUUAAUCGAGGUCAUGAUUAUCAUCAUCAUAAUCACAUUGAGAAGAAAGCAGCCUGGAAAUGUUCCUUACAAUGAAAUAAUCGUCAGCAAUUGAUGACGAAGUAAUCUUAUGAUAAUCUCAAUUCUGUGAUAGAAUUAUGUCCAUAUGUAGAUAUACGCACAAAUUAUCGUAUAUUUAGAUGAAUUUAUUAUAUAUUUUGUUAUUUUAAAAAAUCAAUCUUGGAAAUACUAAUAUUUUAAAAAUGGUUUUUAGUAUUGUGAUCAUAGAUUUUAUAUUUUAAUUUUUUUGUUAUUGUGUACUCAAAUAAAUAAAAUAUGUUUUUAUUCAA